Messenger RNA from Paralichthys olivaceus (Japanese flounder), 3092 nucleotides. RefSeq names its product netrin 1a (gene ntn1a). Gene Ontology annotation, molecular function: protein binding. NCBI's taxonomy places the organism in Eukaryota, Metazoa, Chordata, Actinopteri, Pleuronectiformes, Paralichthyidae. The record is from RefSeq and is a predicted model, not a curated record. Gene Ontology annotation, biological process: animal organ morphogenesis; tissue development.
GAGAGAGAGAGAGGUUGUGAAAAGAGCGGCAGGAGGAGUGGGACUUGUUAUUAGGACACCAGCGACUCUUAAAUCCAGCCGCUCCUCUUUUUUUACGCAGGAGAUUUGAAGAAACAAACAAAAACAGGAGGAGCAGUGAUAGAGAAAAGUAUCCAUCUUUUUAAAUUCUUCUCAGCAGGCAGGACACUUUGGACACAGAGGGACCUACACCAUGAGAAAGGCUGCGGAUGUUGUGCUGUCUGCGCUGCUCAUCCUGACGCUGUCGUGCCGGUGCGUCCUCGGCGGCUACGGGAUGAGCCUGUUCGCGGCGCAGACCUCCCCGCCGGACCCUUGCUACGACGAGCACGGCAACCCGCGGCGCUGCAUCCCGGACUUCGUCAACUCCGCCUUCGGGAAGGAGGUAAAGGUGUCCAGCACCUGCGGCAAGACGCCCGGCCGCUACUGCGUGGUCACAUCCGCGGAGAAGGGAGACGAGAGGACCAGGAACUGUCACUCCUGCGACGCCUCGGACCCCAAGAAGUACCAUCCUCCGGCGUACCUGACGGACCUCAACAACCCGCACAACCUCACCUGCUGGCAGUCCGAGAACUUCAUCCAGUUUCCGCAGAACGUCACCCUCACUCUGUCCCUAGGGAAGAAGUUUGAGGUGACCUACGUGAGCCUGCAGUUCUGCUCGCCCCGACCUGAAUCCAUGGUCAUUUACAAGUCCAUGGAUUACGGUAAAACGUGGGUACCCUUCCAGUUUUACUCGACCCAGUGCAGGAAGAUGUACAACAAGCCCAACAGGGCCGUGAUCACGAAGCAGAACGAGCAGGAGGCCGUGUGCACGGACUCCCACACCGACAUGUACCCUCUGACCGGCGGGCUCAUCGCCUUCAGCACGCUGGACGGAAGACCGUCGGCGCACGACUUCGACAACUCCCCGGUGCUGCAGGACUGGGUGACGGCCACGGACAUCAAGGUCAUCUUCAGCCGGCUGCACACGUUCGGCGACGAGAACGAGGACGACUCGGAGCUGGCCCGGGACUCGUACUUCUACGCCGUGUCGGACCUGCAGGUCGGCGGGAGGUGCAAGUGCAACGGGCACGCGUCCCGGUGCGUAAAGGACAGGGACGGGAGCCUGGUGUGCGAGUGCAAGCACAACACGGCCGGGCCGGAGUGCGACAGGUGCAAACCUUUCCACUAUGACCGACCGUGGCAGAGAGCCACAGCCCGGGAGGCCAACGAGUGUGUCGCCUGCAACUGCAACCUUCACGCCCGGAGGUGUCGCUUCAACAUGGAGCUGUACAAGCUGUCGGGGAGGAAGAGUGGAGGAGUCUGCCUCAACUGUCGCCACAACACGGCCGGUCGCCACUGCCACUACUGCAAGGAGGGCUACUACAGAGAUCUGUCCAAACCCAUCUCACACAGGAAGGCCUGCAAAGCAUGUGAUUGCCAUCCCGUGGGUGCCGCUGGCAAAACCUGUAACCAAACCACAGGACAAUGUCCCUGUAAAGACGGCGUGACUGGUAUCACGUGCAACCGCUGUGCUAAAGGCUACCAGCAGAGCCGCUCGCCCAUUGCCCCCUGCAUAAAGAUUCCGGUUGCACCUCCCACGACCCCGUCCAGCAGCGUAGAGGAGCCGUCAGACUGUGACUCUUAUUGCAAGGCAUCCAAAGGCAAACUGAAAAUCAACAUGAAGAAGUACUGCAAGAAAGAUUACGCCGUCCAGGUGCACAUCCUGAAGGCAGACAAAGCCGGAGAGUGGUGGAAGUUCACCGUCAACAUCAUCUCCGUCUACAAGCAGGGCGAGAGCCGCAUCCGACGCGGGGACCAGUUCCUGUGGGUCCGUGCCAAGGACGUGGCCUGCAAGUGUCCCAAGAUCAAGCCGGGGAAGAAGUACCUGCUGCUGGGGAAUGACGAGGACUCCCCCGGCCAGAGCGGAGUGGUGGCGGACAAGGGCAGCCUGGUCAUCCAGUGGAGGGACACGUGGGCCCGCAGGCUCAGGAAGUUCCAGCAGCGGGAGAAGAAAGGCAAGUGCAAGAAGCCAUAGGUGGAAAAUGAUGGGAGAGGAAGAGAAAUUCAAGAGAAAAUCUAAGCAGGUGAUUUAAGAAUAAAAUAAAAUGAAAAGACGAAAAAGAAGAGAGACGGACAGAGGACCACGGACAGAGAAGAGACUGAUUAUGUUGCUGCUUUUUUGUGUAGAAGCAUGAAGAGAAUUAUUUAGGAUGAUUUGUCUUUUCCUAGUGAACUUUUGUUGAAGGAGCUCACCUUGCAGAUUUGGUUUUAUGGUUUAUUUUACUUUGAGAUGUGUCUCUCUUGUGGAUUUGCCGAAUUUGCACCUAUUACCAGUAUAUAAAGUUAUUUUGUGUUUGUCUUUUUAUUUUGUUAUCAGUAUGAAAUCAUUAUAUUUUAUGUUUUAAUUUUAUUUUAGACAUUUUCUGCUGGUGUAAAAAUGACACACGAAAAAAACCCCACUUAAUAACCACUGCAGAUUUGCCUCUGUGCGGUUUUCUUAUUGUAUCUUUAGCUCAGAAGCAGCUUGUUUUAUCUCAAGUCUUCACUGAGCUAAAUGAGGCAGAAAUAUUUCUCAGACCUGUGCCAUAAAGACGAUUGUAGCAGUGACAGUAGAAUCAUUUUAGCUGUUAAUUUGAUUCCCUUUGAAUUCAGGUACAUCAGCAGCUGAAGACACAAGAAAUAUUCUGUUGCUGUACGUUUUUAUUUUUCAAGAUAAUUUUGGAGGUGACAGAAAAAAACCAAGAAAAAAAACCAGUAUUGACUAAAACAUAUAUGACCUGACUGAUUUUAAAGUUAUUUCUAAUCUCUUAUCUGCCCCCUUUCAGAUGUCACUGGUUGAGUUUUAGUGGUUCAGUAUUUGUAAAACCCUGCAUGUUAACGCUUUUAAUUUGAGACUGUAACAUUCAGUUCUCUGACUGGUGCCACUGAUGUUACUUAUAAAAAAUGAUGCUCUUUUUUGGAGGACAAAAUGGAUUUAAAAUCACUGAUUUCAACUUCAUUCCUUACAAUAACUAUGGUCUUUUUGUUUUUUAAUUUCACAAUUUACGGAAAACGAUGAUCAUCACAAAAAUACUAUGAAAACAUUGCAAAAGGAU